AUGUCGUGGACUUCACCCGGCUCCGCUCUUCUCCCACUCGUUCCUUUGUUGGCUAUUUUUGGAAACGCUCUUGUUGUAUUGGCCGUUUAUCGAGAAAGAUCACUACACACUGUCACGAAUCUCUUGAUCGUCUCGUUGGCAGUAUCAGACUUUUUGGUUGCGAUGUGCGUGAUGUCGUUUGGCGUGUACGUGGAGCUAAACCAAUUCCAUUGGGGUCUUGGUCAGGUGGUGUGCAAUGUAUACUUGGCGGCUGAUGUCAUCUGUUCCACUGCAUCGAUUUUAAAUCUCUUGGCGAUUUCGCUAGAUCGAUACAUUGCGAUAUCGCAUCCGAUCUCUUAUGCUCAAUACGGGAGUCGGAAUGGGCGAGCGAUUGUAACGAUUUCGAUCGUUUGGGGCGUUUCGAUUAGUGUCGGGUUUCCGAUUUUGCUCGGAGUGAAUGCGAUGGUUGAUGGGGCUUGCGAGCUUGGCAAUCCGUACUUCAAUAUGAUCUCAUCAGUGUUCUCCUUUUUCAUCCCAUGUCUAGCAAUGAUUGUUCUCUAUACAAUCAUCUUCCGACGGCUGAGGCAAAGAGAGCGCGCGAGGACGUUAAGACAAGCUUCAAAGGCCGACUCAGAUCACAUUUCGAACGCUCUUUUGAGUCAAUCGGCUCGUUUCGCUCGCCAAAUGGGCACCCACUUCAAGCAGAAAGCUGAUCAAAUUUUGCUAGAGAUCAGUUUUCAGACUUCUUCAUAUCCAACGAAUUCCGAUUCAAGUGACGAAGGGUCGAUGACGAGUCCAUCGAGUCCCGAAGACUUGGAGGUGCCUUUACCCACUCCUGAAUCUCAUGUGUCAAUAAAAUUGCCAGUUGAAGAAAAAACGAGUCUCAUUCGCUGCACGGACACAACAAUCGGUUUGAGGAAAUUAUCGGCUCCUGAGCUGAAAUCUUCUAUAAAAAAUUCUCCAUCUCUGACUUUCAAGCAGUCACCAACUAAAGAAGAGCUGCAACGACUUCAGGAAAGUCUUCAAGAAAUGCACACUCGGUAUGAAUCGAGUGCCGCUUUAACAUUAAGAUCAUUUGGUGAAGAAAUCGGUGAACUUUUCCCAUUCAUAGAUAGCGGGAAUCACAGCAGGAAAACCUCGUCAAGUCACGAUGAGGCAUUGCAAGUGAACAAGAAGAGGAUAAGGAGAUCGAGACGGGAUACAAGUACGGGUAUUUCUCGAGCCAACGGUGGAUCGAUGAGAGAACAUCGAACGCCGACUUUCACCAAAAAUGGUGACAUUACUAAAGUUCCUACGGUGAACACAGCCACUUCAACAACCCAAGAUGCCAUUGAUGCAAAUGGAAUCCACAAAAAUCAUUUACAUCCAAAGAUCCAUAUCCCGAUGGAGAGACUCAAUCUGAGCAAUGGAACGAGUGGGAACUCAUUGUCCGAGUGCGCCAUCACGACAAAGAGAGCCUCGACCGAGAUGACUUUUGGGGAGAAUAUGCGAAGCUACAAGAAUGAGCUAUGGAAGAGAGUGACAGCUGGUUGGAAAGCUCGCCCCUCCCGUCACCUCGUCAAAAAGGCCACCAAACAGAUGAAGAGAGAGCAAAAAGCGACAGUGACUCUAGCUGUUGUGCUUGCUGUUUUCCUUUUCUGUUGGCUUCCGUUUUUCACGUUGCACUUAGUGAAUUCCCUGUGUGCGAUCAACUCGUCAAAAGGAGAGGGCUGCAUUCCGAAUAUGGCCAUGUUUUUCACCACUUGGCUUGGAUAUGUCAACUCCUCACUGAACCCUCUCAUCUACACGGUUUUCGAUCAACGUUUCCGAAACGCUUUCCGCAAUAUUCUUCUCUGCGGUGGUAAUAAGAAA
Messenger RNA from Mesorhabditis belari, 1830 nucleotides. NCBI's taxonomy places the organism in Eukaryota, Metazoa, Nematoda, Chromadorea, Rhabditida, Rhabditidae. The record is from the annotation of a GenBank genome assembly.